AUGUCAACUUUAGAAGAUUUAAUCCCUACAGUAAAUAAAUUACAGGAUGUUAUGUAUGAUUCUGGAAUAGACACUUUGGAUCUCCCAAUUUUAGCAGUUGUUGGGUCACAAUCUUCAGGGAAGUCAUCGAUUUUGGAAACUUUAGUGGGAAGAGAUUUCUUACCAAGAGGGACAGGUAUAGUCACAAGAAGACCUUUAGUUCUUCAACUAAACAAUAUUCCUUUAAACUCUCCAUUAAUUGAAAAAGAAAAUAACCUUGAUUUCAAUCAAGGUGAAAAUAAUACUGAAUUAUCCUUGGAAGAACAUUUACAAAAAAAUAAUAAUGGCUAUAGUCCAACCAUUCAAACUUCAAAUAGAAAUGAAUGGGGUGAGUUUUUACAUAAGCCUGGAAAAAGAUUUUAUGAUUUUUCUGAAAUAAGAAAAGAAAUAGCUUACGAAACAGAAAGAAUUGCAGGUAAUAAUAAGAGCAUUAGCAAGAUUCCAAUUAAUCUAAAAAUAUUUUCACCACAUGUUUUGAAUUUAACCUUAAUUGAUUUACCUGGUAUUACCAAAGUUCCAAUUGGCGAACAACCUCCUGACAUUGAGAGGCAAAUAAAAAAUCUAUUGAUGGAAUACAUAGCGACUCCAAAUUGUAUCAUACUGGCAGUUUCUCCAGCAAAUAUUGAUUUAGUAAAUUCAGAUGCUCUGAAACUAGCAAGGGAAGUUGAUCCUAUGGGUAAGAGAACAAUAGGUGUCAUAACGAAGUUAGAUUUAAUGGACUCCGGUACACAUGCCUUAGAUAUAUUAUCUGGUAAAUUGUAUCCUCUGAAAUUAGGUUUUGUUGGGGUGGUUAACCGUUCACAACAGGAUAUUCAAUCAAAUAUUUCGGUUAAAGAAUCACUUGAUAACGAAGAGGAUUUUUUUAAAAGACAUGCUGUUUAUAGAACUAUUUCUAACAGAUGUGGUACACGUUAUUUGUCAUAUAUAUUGAAUCAAAUAUUAAUGAACCAUAUCAGAGAUAAAUUACCGGAUAUUAAAGUGAGAAUAAAUACACUAAUUGGUCAAACUGAAGAGGAACUAGCAUCUUAUGGUGGCGAGGGAAAAAUUACUGAUGAGAACAGAGCCAGUUUGGUUCUUCAAUUGAUGAAUAAAUUUGCUUCAAAGUUCAUUUCAUCUAUAGAUGGGACAUAUUCCGAAAUUGGAACAAAAGAACUUUGUGGUGGUGCAAGAAUAUACUAUAUUUUUAAUGAUAUUUUUGGCAAGUCAUUAAAUUCUAUAAGCCCAACUGUUAAUUUGAGCAUAAAGGAUAUUAGGACAGCUAUCAGAAAUUCAACUGGACCACGUCCAUCCUUAUUUGUUCCAGAGUUAGCAUUUGAUUUAUUGGUGAAACCACAAAUUCAAUUGCUCCUUGAUCCUUCUCAAAGAUGUGUUGAAUUAGUAUAUGAGGAACUAGUAAAAAUAUGUCAUAGCAGUAGUUUCACUGAACUAUCAAGGUAUCCAAAGCUACAGAGCAUGUUAAUUGAAGUGAUUAGUAAUUUAUUAAGAGAGAGAUUAACUCCGACUAGAGCAUACGUUGAAAGUUUAAUAGAUAUCCACAGAGCUUAUAUCAAUACUAAUCAUCCUAGUUUUAUUAGUGCAACUGAUGCGAUGUCUUCUAUUGCUCAAGCAAAAAAAAAAGAGAAUUCUAAUAAAAUUACAGCUCCUGCAACAAAUUCUCCCACUGCAUCAAUAACUCAAGAUGGAAAUCUCGUAACAGAAUCUACUACACCAAUUAACGAAUCAGAAUCAAAAUCAGAUAUUGAUUUUAGUGAAUCACCUGAUGCUCAGAAUAUAAAGCAGUCGAAGGAAUCAUUCUUGAAUUAUUUCUUCGGAAAGGACCCUAAAUCUCAAUUGCUUAAUUCACAAUACAGUUUAAAUGAACCUUUGAUUUCAAAUCAGUAUUCUACUGGUGAUGGUAAUGUCAAUUUAAAUUCAUUGAAUAUUAAUGAUGAUGAGAACAGUCAAUUAUUUAAUUUAACUGAAAGGGAACAGCUUGAAUGUGAAUUGAUAAAGAAAUUAAUAGAAUCCUAUUUUUCAAUUAUAAGAGAAAUGAUACAGGAUCAAGUACCUAAAGCAAUUAUGUGUUUGCUAGUAAAUUAUUGCAAAGAAACUUCUCAAAAUACAUUAGUAACAAAGCUAUAUAAAGAAUCUAUGUUUGAUGAGUUACUUAUCGAAGAUUUGAGCAUAUCACAAAAUCGUGAGAAUUGUUUGAAGUUACUAAGAACGUAUAGAGAAGCUUCCAAUAUCAUUAACGACAUUUUGUAA
Molecule: messenger RNA, 2283 nt
Organism: Tetrapisispora phaffii CBS 4417
Lineage: Eukaryota; Fungi; Ascomycota; Saccharomycetes; Saccharomycetales; Saccharomycetaceae
Gene: DNM1
Product: dynamin-related GTPase DNM1
Exons: 1
Coding region: 1-2283 (760 amino acids)
Biological process (GO): peroxisome fission; mitochondrial fission
Cellular component (GO): microtubule; cytoplasm; mitochondrion
Molecular function (GO): GTP binding; microtubule binding; GTPase activity
Source: RefSeq, a predicted model, not a curated record